Trichomonas vaginalis G3 is the source of this 1617-nucleotide messenger RNA. RefSeq names its product ubiquitin-like family. The record is from RefSeq and is a predicted model, not a curated record. The coding region runs from base 1 to 1617 and encodes 538 amino acids. Lineage: Eukaryota; Parabasalia; Trichomonadida; Trichomonadidae. The transcript has a single exon. Gene Ontology annotation, molecular function: protein binding.
AUGUCAUCAGUAACUAUUACCACAUUAGACGGAAAUAAGUUUACUAUUGAUACAUCCAAAGAGCCAACAUACAAAGAAAUAAAAGAUAUAUUAAAAGAUCAUGAUAAAUUUAAAGAUCAGACAUUUACAAUAUAUUUUGAUGAAAAAGAGUUAGAAGACGCCGAUAUAGUUCAUCCAGACGAUAUAACAGAUGAAAAACCUCUCAUUAUUGUUCUUGAUUCCCAGAUAUCAGAAAAAACAUUUUGCAAAGAAAAUACAUUCGAUAAUUUUGAAAAUCUUUUUGAGAGAUACUCAUAUGCUACAAUUAGUUACGGUAGAAGUUUGGAAUGGCAAGAAAUGAAAGCAAGAAAAGCUGAAAUCACAUGCAAAUCAGAAUUACCAGAAUUUGGUCAACCAUAUUAUGAUGAAUUCGUGAAAUUUAAAGAUAUUGUCGAUGAAGAAGAACAAAUACCAGAAACAAAUCCAGAUAUUCUUCUGAAAUUACCAAGAAUUGCUAUAGAUUCUCAUGCUAAUUCGCUAGUUUUCAGAAAUUAUCCUCCAGUUAAGCGUGUUAAAUACAAUAAAUAUAAUGAAAUUCCUUCUCUUACUUCAAUGAUUGCUCCUCCAGCAAGAUUAUUGAGAAGACAUCAAAUACAAGAUGGAAACAAUGAUUUCCCAGAAGAAGAGGAUCAACUAUUUGCUGAAAACAAUCAAGAAAAUAAUGAAAAUAAUAAUCAUGAAGAAGUUCAAAAUCCUGAGCAACCCAUACAACAAGACGUUCCAAUAGAUGAUGUUCAUCACGAAGAGCAAAAUUUGGAAGAACAAAACCAAAAUCAACAAAAUGAUUUGGAAAAUAACGAGAAUGAAAAUGAAAAUAAUAACAAUAAUAUUAUUAACAAUCCACUUAUUGAAUUAUUUGCAAGAUUAACUGAGAUAAGAAGGAAUAAUCGUGAAAAUAAUGGUAAUGACCCUCUUAUCGACGUAUUACAGGCACUUCAACUUAUGGCUGAUGAUCACAGAGAACUUUUAGGAAAUAUGACUGAAGAAAAUGCUCAAGAACAAGAUGAACACCAAGAAAUUCCGAUUUUUGAUGUUUUAAGAAGAAUAAGAAUGAUAAGAGAUGCAGCAGCUGAUGGAAACCAUGACGAUCUUGCUUUAAAUCAACCACUUUUUCCAAAUCAAAAUAUUCGAAGACAAAAUCCAACAGAAACUGAGCCAACUAAACUGGAAAUGGAAGAUAUUUUCUCUUCUGAUGACGAAGAUGGUAAUAAAAACUCGCCUUCAUCUGAUUCCGAAUAUGAUGAUCCGGAAUUUGUAAAAACGGAUGAAGAAACGAUCAAAAAGCUCACAGAAGACACUGAACAAGAAGAGGAAGAGGAUCAACUUGAGAAAAAUCCACAAACGCAAAAUGGAAGAGUCAGAAGAAUGAAAUUACUACGCCAAGAUUAUGAAAUCCAAAAUCAAGGCGUUUAUGAUAACUGUCUCUUCGAUUUAAAUAAGAAAUAUACAAAUGCUCAACGUCAUGAUCUCACCAGCCUUUUCAGAAUUGGUUUUGAACAGGCUGCAGUUAUUGCAAAAUAUGAGCAAAAUGAUCGUGAUUACGAGAAAACGAAACUGUCCUUAUUAUCUCUAAUUUAA